Molecule: messenger RNA, 486 nt
Organism: Pseudomyrmex gracilis
Lineage: Eukaryota; Metazoa; Arthropoda; Insecta; Hymenoptera; Formicidae
Exons: 2
Source: RefSeq, a predicted model, not a curated record
AUGGUUCCUCCCGGAAUGGAAGAGGGCCAGACUGGUCCUCCUCCGAAAAGAGGGCAAGCCGACGGACUCGCCGUCCGCAUACCGGCCGUUUACUCAAUGAGGCUGGCAAGCUCCUGGAGCGCAUUGUCGCAAACCGCUUCACCGAACAUCUGGCCGACUGCCAGUUUGGAUUCCGCAGUCGUCCAGGUGGUCCAGCUCCACCUUGAAGUGUGGCUAGAGCAGGGGGUCGGACGCCUCACCUAUCGGGUGACGCAGGUGCUCAUCAGGCACGGUUGCUUCGGUGAGUAUCUGUGUCGUAUAAGGAAGGAGCCGAUAGCACAGUGCCACGAGUGCGGGGCGGCCAGCGACUCGGUGCGGCACACUGUGGAGCAUUGUCCACAGUGGGCCAAUGAGCGCCGAGAGCUGACCGCCAAAAUAGGAGAUGACUUGUCCCUGGAAGGCUUGAUGAGGGUGUUGGUCUUCAGGGACAAAGAUGAGUGGGAAGCC